AUGCCGCCCGCGCCGCCGCGCGACGCCAGCUUCACGCUGCUGGCCCGCGAGCCCGCGCGCCCGCCGCCGCACGUGCACGUGGUGCAGCCGCUGCAGCGCGCGCCGCCCGAGCCCGCGCACUCGCUGCUCGACCCCAAGUUCUCGCGCGCGCUCGACUUCAAGCUGCGCCGCCUCAAGGAGAAGGAGCUCCUGCAGGCCAACCUCCGCCGACCCACGCGACACCGCUCCAACAACGGCGUCCUCGCAGCCUCCAACCCCAACAUCAGCCAGCGGGAGCGAGCGCUGCCCAAGAUGUUGAGCCAAUCGCAUCCGCGGAUCAAUAUCAUGGAGCCAGAUAGCGACAAGAAGAUUUCACCUAAAAUGGACAAGUCGCCGUCGCCGGGGCGCAAGGUUAGGUCCCGGAACGCGCCAUCCACGGACGGAGACAAGCCCCGGUUCGUGACCACGGUGAAGAGCGGGCAGUUCCUGCUGCCGCCGCCGGAGGUGGCUCGGAUACUCGGCCUGGAAGCGCUGUACCCCACCCAGGAGAGAGACAAGAUAGUGUUCUCAUACUCGAGCAAGCCGAAGGCGGUGGCUCCGCGGACGAAGCGGGCGCUGGAGGAGCAGGCGCCGGGCAGCCCGGCGAGCAGGCGGCGCGUCGGCGAGCUGUUCCGCGGCGUGCGGGCGCUGGCGGCGGGCGCGGCGGGGCUGUCGGCGGGUUCGCUCGCCGGCAGCACCGCGGCGGCGCCCUACGCCAACGUGAUGUUCGAGAAGCGCGUGGUGCGCGGCAGCACCGUGACCGCGCACCCGCACGCCGCGGGCGACGGCAUCGAGAGCGCGGCGGCGCGGGCGGCGCGCACGCGGCGACGCGCGCUGGCGCGGCGGGCGGCGGCCGCGCGCCUGCGCCCCGGCACGCCGCCGCCCGCGCCCGGCCGCCGCCACCACCCCAUACAGACCGAGUACUACCUCGAGGAGCUGUUCGACAAGGGCGUGGAGAUGGAGGUGGGCGUGCAGACGGACCUGUUCGUGGACCGCCCCGCCACGCCCGUCUACGUGCCCGCCAAGACCGGCGCCGACGCCUUCACGCAGAUCUACCCUGGAGACCUGUUCGACUUCGACCUGGAAGUGCAGCCGGUGCUGGAGGUACUCGUGGGCAAGACGACGGAGCAGGCGCUGGCCGAGGUGGCGCAGGAGGAGGAGCUGGCCACGCUGCGCGAGCAGCAGCGGCGCUACUGCGAGCUGCGCGACGCCGAGCUGGCGGAGCGGCAGCGGCUGGCGGCGCACGAUUUGCGCCUGCACCAGGAGAAGGAGCGACGCGUGGCGGAGGCGCGCGCGGCGCAGGAGGCGGCCACCGAGGCGCGCGAGCGGGCCGCCGCCGCCGUGCUGGUGCAGGGCUACGUGGCCGAGCUACUGCCCUCCGUGCUGGCCGGCCUGCGCGACCAGGGCUACCUCAUGGAGCGCAUCGAGCGCGGUAUCGACGAGGAGUUCAUGCCAUGGCUAGUGGACGAGGUGUCGAAAGAAAUCGAAUCUAUCAUCACGAGUCGAGACGUGAUUAUAGAGAUCGUGCGCGACGUGGUGGAGGCGCGCGCCGAGCUGUACCGCGCGGCCGGCGAGCGCGCCGCCGACGCCGCCGCCGCCGACGACUCGCCCUCGCCCGGCGACCUGCCCACGCCCGAGCACGAGGAGGAGCGUGAGUAG
This is a messenger RNA of Helicoverpa zea (corn earworm), 1677 nucleotides long. RefSeq names its product radial spoke head protein 3 homolog B (gene Rsph3). The transcript is spliced from 7 exons. The coding region runs from base 1 to 1677 and encodes 558 amino acids. Gene Ontology annotation, cellular component: cilium. NCBI's taxonomy places the organism in Eukaryota, Metazoa, Arthropoda, Insecta, Lepidoptera, Noctuidae. The record is from RefSeq and is a predicted model, not a curated record.